UGGGGCUUUCAGCCUUUCAGAAACAAAGAAAGUCUUACAACAGAGCGUACUGGUCUAUGUGCUCAUUAUUCAAUGAGCUCAGUUCAAGUCUCACUUGUCCACUUAAAGAAUGCUUUGCUUGUUCAGAAUUAUCUUGAAAAACUUGAGCAUUUUUUUUUUUUUUUUCAAGCAGCAUGCACUUGGCAAUAAAUCAACCCGAAAAACACCACAAUAAGAAGACAUUGGACACUAAGCUUUUCUCCAGAUGUUUCCAGAGUUGCGCAAUGAAAAAUCUUGUUUGACACUCAGAAAAGACAAGUUGUUUUGCACCUUCAGGAAACUACAACCUUUCUUUUUCUCUUUCGGAUUUCUUCAAAUAGUUCUUCUGUAAUUCUGUCUCUCGUUUGUUACCUAGCAAAUAGCAUACAACUGUCUGUAACAUAGUGUGUUUGUGCCUCUCUGGAUGUAAGAUCCAGCGUCUAGCUCACUGAGUUCUGUGUAUGCAUAUCGGAUGUAUGCUCCUAGAUCACCGUGUUGUGUGUGUGUCAGUAGAGACUAGUGGAACACAUCCGGCGAGGAAGCUGUGAACUAAAAAGCUUGUCGGUAGCAGAUUUCACUUUUCAUUUAUUUUUUUUCGGGGGGAAAUUGUCAGGACUUAGGACAGGAAGUAGGAUGAUGAGGGAGGGAGGUGGAGGUGGUUGUCUUGGACUCCCAGGAAUGUUACGAGUGUUCUUGUUGGGGACUUGUGCUCUUACGGUCCUGAGCUCUGCAGGCUUGGUGUUCCUUCUGGUGCAAAACAUGCGGCUGUCAGCCCACCUGGCCCGGUUGGAUCUAAAGCUCCGGGUGCUCUCAGAGACCUCUGACGCCGUGCUGCAUCAUUCUACAGCAGUAUCCCUCAGGGCCAGCAGGGACCCUGGAGAGGAAGCUUCCCACAGGACCAGCAGGGACCCUGGAGAGGAGACUGACAGGUUGCAGGUGCUCUCAGAGGAAUCUAGGUGGCAGACAUCACCCCACAGGACCAGCAGGGAAGACCCAGGCAGAGAGGAGGCAGAAAGGGAGCUGCAGCAUGGCCGACCCCGCAGUAAGAGGAGUCAGGCUGGGAAACACCAGACUAAGCGACAGCAGAAACAUGAAGACAGGGAUAUAAUGAUGGUGAUGACAUACUCUAUGGUCCCGAUCAAGGUCCUGUUGGAACUAUGCAACAGCACAAAAGACAUGUGUUUAACAGGCUCACCAGGACCUCCAGGCACUCCAGGUGUGGAUGGGAAGCCAGGAAUCAAUGCUACAGAAGGCAUACCAGGACCACCUGGAGCUGCAGGGAGACGAGGGAAAAAAGGUCCCCCUGGAGAGAGAGGGGAGCCUGGGGUGAAAGGAGACGUGGGAGACCCUGGACCUCCAGGACUGAAGGACGAGAACACCAAUGACAUCGUCAUAGAGGGGCCUCCGGGUCCAAGGGGCCCUCCUGGCCCUGCCGGUCCCCCUGGUCUACCUGGCUGCCCAGCGACCUUAGAGGACCCAGAACCCUCUAGAAAUUGGACCAUGAGAGCACACUUGUUAGAGAACACCUGUCUCCGUCAAGCCAACAUGUCUGACUCUCUGGGUACAGAAAAUACAGCCACAAGCAGUAACACCUUGAAUGUAACCAACGCAGAGAAUGUUAAUCGAACCAUCAGAGUAGAUAUCCAUCAAGCCAACAUGUCUACGGAGUCAGCGAAUCUAGCCGCAAGUAAUGACACGUUGAGUGAAACUGACACCGAGAACGAGGAAGCAAAUGACCGACAAAUGACAUACACAAAGAUUGUGGAAGAAGGACCUUUGAACGCAACUGAGAGCAAGAUUGUGGAAGACGGACCUUUGAACUCAACUGACACUGAGAUUGUGGAAGAAGUACCUUUGAACGCAACUGACAGCAAGAUUGUGGAAGAAGGACCUUUGAACGCAACUGACAGUAAGAUUGUGGAAGAAGGACCUUUGAAUGCAACUGACAGUAAGAUUGUGGAAGAAGGACCUUUGAACGCAACUGACAGCAAGAUUGUGGAAGAAGGACCUUUGAAUGCAACUGACAGUAAGAUUGUGGAAGAAGGACCUUUGAACGCAACUGACAGCAAGAUUGUGGAAGAAGGACCUUUGAAUGCAACUGACAGUAAGAUUGUGGAAGAAGGACCUUUGAACGCAACUGACAGUAAGAUUGUGGAAGAAGGACCUUUGAAUGCAACUGACAGUAAGAUUGUGGAAGAAGGACCUUUGAACGCAACUGACAGUAAGAUUGUGGAAGAAGGACCUUUGAACUCAACUGACACUGAGAUUGUGGAAGAAGUACCUUUGAACGCAACUGAGAGCAAGAUUGUGGAAGACGGACCUUUGAACUCAACUGACACUGAGAUUGUGGAAGAAGUACCUUUGAACGCAACUGACAGCAAGAUUGUGGAAGAAGGACCUUUGAACGCAACUGACAGUAAGAUUGUGGAAGAAGGACCUUUGAAUGCAACUGACAGUAAGAUAGUGGAAGAAGGACCUUUGAACGCAACUGACACCGAGAUUGUGGAAGAAGCAGCAUUUAAGAAAACUGCAGAAAUCUUCUCUGCUCCCCCCAAUGACACCUUGAAUGUAACCGACACAGAGGAUGCGAAAGAAGCACCUGUUUGGAAAGCUGAAGACAUUAUCAAAACAAUAACAUGCUUUCCAAACGUCACUAAAAUGGAAACUACAUUUGGAGUUUGGAUGCAAGAUGCAGCCCAGGUGAACGAUAACCACAUUUGGAUGGCUGAACACUUUUCAGGUCGAGUCUUGCAGGAGUACAAGAGCAUUGCAUCAUUUUCUAACAGCAGCAGCAGGUCUAUUGACAUGAGGAAGUUCUACCAGGGUUGUGGACACAUCAUCUACAAUGGGUCGAUGUACUAUCACAAUGCAGGAACCUCGAAAGUUGUCAAGGAUAACCUGAAGACCAGGAGAUUACAGACACUGGCCGUUGAGAAUGCUCUUUACCACAAUCGAACCUAUCUCUUCCACAACUCCAAGACAUACUUUAAGUUUGCUGUGGACGAGAACGGACUGUGGCUCAUAUAUGCUUCAGUUGUCAAUGGGACCAUGAUGGUUGCCAAGUUAAACCAUAAGAGGUUUUCUGUGUUGUCUGUGGUUAGCACGUCCUAUCCUGUACUGAACGCUGGGAAUGCUUUUGUUGCAUAUGGAGUUCUGUAUAUGACUGACACCAAAGACACAAAAGUCACACAUGCCUUUGACUUAAUGAAAGAGAAACCUUUGAAUGUAAAUUUGGAUCUCAGAUCAGCCAAUGGUAUUAUGGCUAUGUUGUCAUAUUAUCCCCGAAAUCAACUUUUGUAUAUGUGGGACAACAGCUAUGUGAAAAUAUGCAAGGUUUAUUUUUUUUAGUUUGGAUCAAAAAGUCUAGUCAAAUGUUAUGGUCGUAAAUAAAUCUUAUGGUCGUAAAUAAAUCUUAUGAUCGUAAAUAAAUCUUAUGAUCGUGGGAGACAUUCUGCCUAGGAGAAUACAGCCAUACCUUGAAUGUAACCAAUGCAGAGAAGGUUCUAUUAACAAAUCAGAGCACACACCCAUCAAGCCAACAUGUCUAUGAUUGUCCUGGCAGAGUGUUCUCAUUUUUUAAGAAUUUGAAUGUCAUAAAAUAUAUAUUUUUGUAUAAUAUUUGGCAUCGGGUUUUUUUUUUUCUUCUUCUUCUCAUUCAUUUUGUACAAUUACCAAUAAAAACAUGUUUUCUUUU
Salmo salar (Atlantic salmon) is the source of this 3712-nucleotide messenger RNA. RefSeq lists its product as uncharacterized. Gene Ontology annotation, biological process: signal transduction. The record is from RefSeq and is a predicted model, not a curated record. Gene Ontology annotation, cellular component: cell surface. Lineage: Eukaryota; Metazoa; Chordata; Actinopteri; Salmoniformes; Salmonidae.